AUGGAUGCGGGAGGACUUCCAGUGUUUCCGGGUGCCAAUCAGGCCAAUCACCUGAACAGUCUUCACCUGCAGCAGCAGCAACAGCAAGCCCAGCAGCAGCACCAUCAGCUGACGCUGCAGCAACAGCAGCAAAUUCAACUGCUCAACAACCACAGCCUACACCAGCAACAGCAGCACCCGCAGCAGCAACAACAGCAGCUACUGCAGCAGCAGCAGCAUCAACUCCAGCAGCAACAGAAUCAGCUGCAGCAACAAUCACUACAGCAGCAACAGCAACAGCUUCCACCCGGCGUGGAGGUCCCGCAGAAGCGUCAGGCCGUGUUCGACAGGCUGAAGCGGCGCAUCGAAACGUACCGACGGCGGCAAACGGACUGCACGCCACGGUUCGAGCAAACGUACAGCGGGAUCUGCGAGCAGCAGAGCCUGGAAACGAGCGCCCUGCAGAAGAAGUAUCUCGAGCAGAAGAACAAGCGGUCGCUGAAGAAAACGGAAAAGAAGCAAGCCGAGCAGCAGCAGCAGCUGCAGCAGCAACAGACCCUCUCCGGCAACCUGCAGAGCAGUGUGCAUGUGCAACAAAAAUUCCUCAAGCGACCCGCCGACGACAUCGACUCCGCCUCCGAUUCGUAUGAGCCACCGGUGAAGCUGCAGCACAACGGGUCCGAGAAUCUCACCAAAUUCUCCGUCGAGAUCGUACAGCAGCUGGAGUUUACGACGUCGGCCGCCAACUCGCAACCGCAGCAGAUCAGCACGAACGUCACGGUCAAGGCCCUGACCAAUGCGUCCGUCAAGAGCGAGGGAUCAACCGGAGGCCCGGGCGGUAUCGGAGGAACCGGAGGCGGUGGCGGUAAUGGUAUGCCGGGUCAGCAGCAACAGCAGCAGCAGCAGCAGCAACAACAACCGAACAGCAAUCCAACGCCCUCCCCGCACAUGCACGACCUCGGCAACAUUGUCGAUUUCAAGCAGGAGCCGGAGAAUGAGUUCGCCGACCUGUCGGCCGCUCUGGAGAAGGAUGCGGCGGCCAACGGGCACUUCCCGGGCCUGUCCGACUUCAUCGGGGACGAUACGAACGAUGAAAACGACACAUUCAAGGAUCUCAUCUCGGAUCUCUCCGACUUUCAUUCCGAUUUUCUCGACUUUGAGGAGAAACCGCAGCCGCCAAUGCAACAGCAGCAGCAGCAGCAGCAGCAGCCACAAGCGCAACAACAACAGCAACAGCCAUCACAGCAACAUGCGCAGAUGCAACAUCAGCAGCAGCACCAGCAGCAACAGCAGCACCAGCAGCACCAGCAGCACCAGCAGCACCAGCAGCAUCAGCAGCAUCAGCAUCAACAGCAUCAACAGCAUAUGCAGCCUCAGCAGCAAGCCCAGCAGCAGCAGCAUCAGCAUCAUAUGCAACAACAACCACCCCACCAUCCACUGCAGCAUCAGCAGAUGCACCAUCAGCAGCACUCGCAGCAGCAACAUGCGCAGCAAGCGCAACAGCAACAUCCGUCGCACCCGGGGCCCGGCUCUCAAAUACCACCGAACAUGCAGCAACACCAUCGACCCCUAUCGCAGCAGCAACAGCUUCAGCAACACCUGCAACAACAGUUGCAACAGCACCAACAGAUCGAAGUGAAGCAGGAGAACUGCAUCAAACAGGAGCAUCCGAGCCCGGGGCUACUGGACAAUAUGGGCAUCAAGCGUGCCGGUUCUUUAACCCCGCAACAGCAACAGCAGCAGCAACAGUACGGCAAUGCAUUUGGUGGUGAUGGAAUGAGUGGCCCGGGCGGUGGACCGAUCGCCAAGCAGCGAGCGGGUGCCGGCGGGUAUGGCACCGCGCAGGCCAACGGUCCCAUGUCGGAACUGUCGCCCGCCGCCCAAACCCUGAAACACAUGGCGGAACAGCACCAGCACAAGAACGCGCUCAACAUGGGCUUCCCGCGAGGUGGUCCGCAGGGCGGCGGCCCAGGCCAAGGUCAACAGCGCCCCCCGUACGGCGGCGAGUUCGGUCAGUUUGCGGGCAACGAGUUUAUGAACCCAGCCCUGGCCGGAUCCGGUGGCCCGGGAGGCAAUGCUGGUCCACUAGGGGGUCCAGCGGGUGCGGUGGGCCCAGGAGUAGGACCCGGCGCGGGUACGGGUGGCCCCGGUGGCCAGUUCCACAAGGGUGCCGUGCCACCGUUCCCGGGUGCCGACCUGAUCAAACAGGAACUCUUUGCAUCGCAACAGGAUUACGAUCUCAAACCCGCGCUCAACCGACUGCAACCGCCGAUGGGCCCGACCGGCGCCGGUGGACCGAAGAUGGGCCCGGUAGGGGGCUUCGUGAAGACGCCGAAUCCCCAACAGCAACAACAACAGCAAUCCUCGCAGCAACAGCAGCAGCAGCAAUACUCACCGUACGGUUCGCCUGGCGGCCUACCGAACCAUGGCGGAAGUCCUGGGCCAGGCUUUAUGCCUGGGGGUCGCAGCGGCGGCCCAGGUCCUGGAGCGAACCAGGGUCCGAACGGGGGCAUCGGUGGUGGUGCAGGCUCUGGUGGCGUUCCCGGUGGCGGUCCUGGUGGUGGCGGCGGUGGAGGUCCUGGUGGCGGCGGUGGGCCGAAUGCGACCGGCGGCCCUGCCGGUAACGGUGGACCCAAUGGCGGCGGUGGCGGCGGCGGUAUGCCUCCGCGGGGAGCUGGUGGAGGUGGCAAUGGGCCAAUGCCGGGCGGACCGAACUCGACGAUGCUGCAGAUGAAGCAAACGCAACAGUUGCACAUUAGUCAGCAGGGUCCGGGUGGUCAUGGCAUUCAGGUAAGCACGAAUUGCGAAACGACCAUUGCCCGUCAGUCGAAAAGGAACAACAAAACGGUGCAUACGGUUUCCGCUGGACAACAUGUACACCUAAGUGGAGACCUCAAAUCGGGCGUCUCAGUGGCGGCACAGCAAGGAGUGUUCUUCAGUCAACAGCAGCAAGCUGCUCAGCAGCAACAGCAACACCAGCAACAGUCCCAAAACCAGCAACAUCAGCAACACCAGCAGCAGCACGCACAACACCAACAGCAGCAGCACCAACAGCACCAGCAACAUCAACAGCACCAGCAGCAUCCGCAGCAUCAGCAGCACCAACAACACCAGCAACACCAGCAACAUCAGCAACAUCCACAGCACGCGCAACACCAGGGACAUCCGCAACACCAGCAACAGCAUCAACCGCAUCACCAGCAGCAUCAGCAGCAACAGGGCGGACCGAAGCAACAACAACAGUCGCAACUGAACGCGAAACAGGGUGGUGGUGGACCCGGCAUUCCGGUUGGUGGGAUGGGUGGUGGCGGCCCCGGUGGUGGCCAAACGACAAUCUCGAAUGGCCCCGGACACGGCGGUGGCCCGAACGGAGGAAGUGCAGCCGGUGGUCCAGGUUCGGGAGGUGGUGGUGCCGGCAGUGGCGGCGGUGGCGCCGGUGGCCACGGGCCGAACCAAAAUCAUCAACCAAAUCAAGUACCGAACUCACAAGGAUCAUCAAUUGUUAACGAGGCACAGUAUACGGUGUCCCAAUCGCAAACAAUCAACUUCACUCAGCAAACAUUGCGUGCCCGACAGCAGCAUCAAGUUAAUAGCGGCGUUAAUAUGCCCAACGGUGCGGGAACCGGUGGCCCACAGCAUCAGCAGCAGCAGAACCAGCAGCAGCAGCAACAGCAACAAGCGGCAGCAGCCGGUAUGGGAGGACCUACCCAAAACCAACCGCAGCAACAAGGUCCUACGAGUGGUCCACAAUCGCAAGGUCUUGGCGGUGGUCCCGGCCAGGGCACAGGCGUAGGCACCGGACCGGUCGGCGGUCCAGGAAUGGCCCCUUCCGGAGGCGCGGUUCCUCCGGGUAUGAUGGUCGGUGGCGGCGGCGGUGGGGGUCCCGGUGUUGGUAUGGGACCGAAUGCGUUGGGCCUAGCUGGCAUGGGAGGCCCGAACGCAGGCGGCAUCAGCGGGUUGAACUCGAUGGUAUCCAACACGCUGGCACCGGGUGCUGGUGGCGGUGUAAAUGGUGGUGUCGGAAGCGGUACCACCGGUGGCAUGAUGCACGGUGGUGCCAUGAGUGGCCCUGGUGGCCCGGGUGUGCCGAUGCGGCACGCGGAACAGAUGAAGUUCAUGCAGCAACAACAACAGCACGUGCAGCAGCAACAGGCCCAGCAACAGCAGCACAUGAUACGAGCGCAAGCGAUGCAACAGCAGAUGGUAGGCGCGAGGCCACCGCCACCCGACUACAAGGCAGCACAGCAAGCGAAUCCGGCCGCAGCGGCGGCAGCGGCCGCUAUGCUACAGCAGCAGCAACAGCAGCAAGCACAGCAGCAGCAGCAAAUGCUGCACGCCGGCGGCCGGUUCCCUGCGAUGCGGCGUAUCACCCAGCAACCGAUGCCACCGUCCGGGCCUAUGCUGCGGGCACAACAACAGGCUUACCUGCAACAACAGCAACAGCUCGCCAGCCACGGGGGAGGUCCCCGGGGCGUCGGAGGAGCGAUGGUUGGUGGGUUCGGAGGCGGUGCCGGUCCGGGAGGAAUCGUUCCCGGUGCUGCCGGUGGUGCCGUUGGCAAUGCUGGUGGCGGUGUGAUGGGAGGGCCGGUUCAACGGCCUCCGAACGUUCAGGUGGGACCGGAAGGGAUGCCAAUGGGAUCGCAACAAGCGGAAUGGCGCCAUAUGAUGGCCAUGCAGCAGCAACAGCAGGUUAGCUUCGGUGGCAACAGUGGUGCAGGCAUGCGACAAGGAUUCGGCGGUCCCGGAAAUGGCCCCGUUGGAGGUCCGAACGGUCCUGGGUCGCUGAGCAGGUUAGAUCCUACCGUUGUUCCCGGAAACGCAGGGCCCGGAGGAUCACAAAACGCCGGAGGCGCCACUGGUGGCAACAGCACAGGGCCAGGGAUGGGAGGUGCUGGCGGUGGUGGUCCCAAUGGGCCCACUAUGACGGCGAUGCAAAUGCAAAUGCUCCGGCAGCAGAACUUAGCAAUGUACCAAGGGCAAGCGAACAACGUUGGUGGCAACGGUGGAGGUCCUAUGAACCAAAUACAAAUGCUUCAGCAACACCAACUACACCAGCAGCAAAACAUGAUGAAUCAAAUGCAGAUGAGCCAAAUUCACAUGUCUCAAACGCAAACGAUGUCAAUCCAGCAGCAGCAGCAGCAGCAGCAACAACAAAACCAACAAUCUGUGAUGAAUACCUUUACAACGCAAACGACGCAACAGACCACCACAUCGACACUGAUUGCUGGCGGUGGUAACGGAGGUCCCAUCGGAGUCGGAGGCGGUGGUGGUUCCGGUGUCGGCGGUGGCCCAGGCAUAGGAUCCAAUGGGAACGCCAAUAUGCUUACCGGUCCCGGGUCUGGUGUAAGCACACCCGGCAACAAUGGCACCUCCGGUAACAAUAACGCCAACAACAACAACAGUAGCAGCAAUAACAAUUCAUCCGAGUUCCUAGCGUUCCUGGAGAACCUGCCGGUGGGCGAUCCGAAUCAGUUCAAUGCCCAAGAUCUGCUCAACUCGCUCGACAAUGAUAAUUUCAAUCUUCAAGACAUUCUGUAA
Messenger RNA from Anopheles bellator, 5517 nucleotides. It is a transcript of the gene mam, whose product is annotated as neurogenic protein mastermind. Bases 1 to 5517 code for a protein of 1838 amino acids. Gene Ontology annotation, molecular function: transcription coactivator activity. Gene Ontology annotation, biological process: positive regulation of transcription by RNA polymerase II; Notch signaling pathway. NCBI's taxonomy places the organism in Eukaryota, Metazoa, Arthropoda, Insecta, Diptera, Culicidae. The record is from RefSeq and is a predicted model, not a curated record. Gene Ontology annotation, cellular component: nuclear speck. The transcript is spliced from 6 exons.